AUGGCGGAUCGUACAAGGUAUUUUACAAAAACCAAAACAAUCUUAUUAUAUACACUCUCAUUCGUUCUUCUCAAACACCUAAUUAAAGAGCACAAUCGAUUUAAGUAUUUGUUGAAAAGAAAUUGCGUUCCUUUCGCUUGUUUGAAUUUCAACCUUUUUCUGAUUCGAUGCAGAACCAUGGAUGAAGUCAACAAGCUUGCGGAUGCUGCGGGUCUCGUCAACAGAAAAGGCCUUGUCCAAGUGCUACAGUUCUCUAUGAACCCUAGCAAUGAUGAAUACAAACUCUUAGAACUGCCCCCUAACAUACUGGAGUCUCUCAAUACUGGAGACAAGUAAGUUUGUAUGAUGCAAGACCAUACAAUAUCAGGGGGAUUAAAAGCUUGCCUGUGGUAACUAGACAUUAGAUCUCCAUCUUUCGCUGGUAUAGUUUGGAGUCUCCCAGUUUAGGUCAUGUGAUAAUACUCCAGAGAACUGUUUCUUUCAAAUAACGUCUUAUUCAUGUAUGCAUAGCUUAUGAAAUGACAAAAGGGCAAACGUCUCCCCCGCCCCCCCCCCGCCCGCGCCCCCCGAGACCUUCAUUGGGAAAACAAUAAAUACAAGCUAAAGAUGUUUAAUUGUUGUUUAUACACCUGCCAACUUUUUCAAAGUCAAAUGCAGAUUAUUUUUGUAUCCAUAAUACCCGAAUCGCUGAAAAAAUCCGAGGACUUCCAGUUCAGUUUUGAAGAUGUUCCAACAGUUCUGAACAUUACCAAAACAUCCCAAAGAUGUUUUGGUGAUUUCCAAAGAUUACCAAGUGUAUUGGUGUGCGGCACCAAAUGGUUAGUGUCUUCUUGUUGAGAUCAUGUAUAUACCUUUUAAAUCGCAUGUAUAGAUAACUGAUGUCACCUAUUUAAUUACUUUUCACAUAAUUUUUUGUUUUUCACAAGAGCAUUUGAACAAAUUACAACUCCUGAGCUCUUUGUGGUCAAGUAAACUACAACUGUGACUAUGACUAAUUUCCAUUAUUAUAUAAACACCAAUGAAAUACCAGGUGAGCUUUCAUGCGAAAACUUGAUAUCUUCACAUGUGCGCGCGCAAUUCAAUUUUUGGCACGUGCAUUAUUUAUUUAUUUAAGUUACGUAUACAUUUAGUUCGUUUAAUAACGUCUUAGUUUUGCUUUGCGUUAUUUUCCUCACUUAUAUGCGUUGUUCGCGACUGUUCUCACACAGUGGGUGGCUCCUCCUAAAAUGUUCUGCCAUUGGUAUAGGAUUUAAUGGAGCCGAAACCAAUUGUGGAAUUGCACGCAUUUUAGGCAUCCUACUGAUGGACAGUUGGGACAUGUAGAUAUAUUUUUAGCAACCACUAUAAUUUGCAGUUUGUCUACUUUGAAUUGAUUUGAAAUGUUAUCUUCACAUGUGAAAAUAUCAGUGUUGCUGUGGCUACAUAAUGAAUUGCGCCUUUCACACCAAAAAACUAUUAAAGUGAAAUGGUUUGGUAUUUCAUUGGUGUUUAUAUAAUAAAUAGAACAUUACAUGGUUGCUUGGAGAUACGGGAUUUCUCUUCUCGUGUUGAAAAAAUAUUUCACUCAUUCGCUGCACUCACUCGUGAAAUAUUUUUCAACACUCAAAGAGAAAUUUCGUAUCUCCGCACGGCCAUGUAAUAUCCUCUAUCUCUGUCCUGGUAUAUAAUUUUGGUGAGUCUAUCCUAAACAGGGUACAUGAUUUUGCACGAGUCUGUCCCAAUUAAAAACAGGGUAAUGCUGUACAAUUGAUUUGAUUUGUUUGAUGGAAAUUGUUUGUACUGCAAGUAUACAAAAGCAAUGACUAUAACAUGAAUUUGUUCUACUGCAAUUGCCGAUAAAUGGCUUUAAAACAAGACAGAGUGCAUUUUGUCCUUUGUCCUUUGUCUUAAACAGGGUCAGGGUUGCAAACCCUCAGUGGCUCACCUAUACCCAAAUGAUUGUAAUUGAUUAAUAUAGAUCACAAUAGUCAUGGAUGAUGGUCAUGUGAUGCAUUCAUGAUGGCUGUCAGGUUUUGUCCUUCACAGCUGUUGACCUUCACAAGUUUUACUAAAGCCCACUUUACACACGUUGUCCUACAAGAGAAUCUGUCAAAUACCUUAAUCACUCAUGUUAGGUGAUGGGGUUAUUGCCUUUUUAUUAAAACUUGUGCAUAAUGACAUGAAACGGACGGGUGAUUACAAAAUAUGUCACAUUAAAUUUAGAAACAAAUGAAAUUGCAGUGUGACUAUCAGAGGUGAUCACCAAGAUGAGGCUGUUUUGUGCACAGAGAAAGCAACAUUUGACUUGAAAAUGGCUGAUACUUCAAAUUCUCUUCUUCUUGUUCCUGAAUGCAUCUUGUUCAAAGAUAAAGGUUAGUAGGUGAAUUAAUGUUAUUUUAAUUGCUACAAUCAACAUUGCACAUGACGUAAUGUAUUUGAGGCAGUGGUUCAAGUGCCAGACCUUCCAGUCAGGAGACCAAGGGUCCCUCCCCAAUCCCUAGCUGGAUUUGUUUCUCAGAAAUCCCAAAGUUUAAUUAAAAAUAAUUAAACAUAACAAGUAAGAAUCCCCACUGGCUGGGGAUGACUAACCAUGAAUUUACCUAACAUAAAGAAAUACUUUAAGGAAAUACUUUAACGAGAAACUAGUGUCUUAAGAUUUGCUUGGGUUACUUGCUUGGCCCCACACUUGCCCUUUAGUUGUGCUAUAAAUACUGAUGAAGAAACCAUAUAAAUAUAGAAACCAUAAAAUAAUUAUAUGGUUUCUUCAGUGGUAUUUAUAGGGCAACUAAAGGGCAAGUGGAGGGCCAAGCAAACAACCCAAACAAAUUAAAAAUCAGUAGUUUCCUUUGUCUAAUUUAUUUUUUGUGGCAAAUAAAUAAAUCUUAGACAAGAUCCUUUUUCUGCAGAAUUCCAAUCUGAAGUCUCUCCACUGGUGUUCAGGGAGGUUAGUUUUAUUUACUACGUAUAAAUAUUACUACUGAACAAAAUGAAUGAACCUUUGACAAGUAGCUUAAUCCUUAGCUAAAAGUAUCACUACUAAAUAGAGAUGGUUGUUGACAGGAAAGGCUAAGAAUGCUGUUGAUGAUAACAUAGAGAAAAUACAAUUGUUUUCUUGGAGCUUUGCAAAUUUUCCAUUUUUAAAAUACUUGUAACAGGGCUCAAUCCUGGAUGUAAUGGUAUUCAAUAGAGCUAAUAAACCGAAUAAAUCCAAAUAAAUCAAUUUUUUUUCAUCAGGUUUCCAGUUGUCAUACAACAUACUUUGAGGUUAAACAUAGCAGACCGCGUCUGGGGAAGCUCAAGUAUCUUCUCUCUGAAAACUUGUACAAAGGACCAGAAAAUGAAACAAAUCUUGAGGACAUAGCAGAGGAAAACAUUACAAACAGAAAUACCCUGGUGUGUUACUUCAUGUGUCAGUAAAAGACCACUGAGACAUUCUUUAAAGUACUUUCGUACAUACAGUCAACUCUGACCUUGUGGACACCCUGCUAUAAUGGACACCCCAAUAAUACAGACAGCAGCUUAAUCCCAGGCAAAAAUAGAUAGCCAACAUUUGACUGAUAUAAACUCCUGCCAUUACAGACUCUUGCUAAUGAGGACAUUAACUCAAGGUCCCUACAGUGUCUGCUGUAAGGGGAGUUGACUGUAAUUUGCUGCAGUUGAUUUCUACAACAACAUGAUACAUUUAUUGUGAUGUGCAGCAUGAUUGCAUGCUCAUGGACUUUUGUCAGCCUACUCAUUAUUUUAAUGCUUCUCUUUAUGACUCAAGAUCUGUUCUUUGUGGAGUACUCUGUCCCUAGGAUACAUUAUUGACAGGACAAAUUAAUAACAUUUUUAUAGAUCUCAAGAGUGUUUACAUGUACAGCGUGUACGUUUUCCAAGAUUUAGAGAAUUUGGGUAUGUUAUUGGGCAUUGCAUGAUGAUUCCCAAUGAACAUUUUUUGGAUCUUUUGUCUCAUAGGGGAUGUCUACCGACAUACCAGUCAACACCUUAGUCAGCAAAUCAGUUGUUAUUAAUAUUGGAUAUAUGUGGAUCUGAUUGUAGGGCACCACAAAUAAUGAAAAAAAAUGCAGAAAAUGCAAAGGCAGGUAGGCUCCCAAAUAACCCUUGUUAGUAUUAUAUUAACGUAUAAUGUUUCUUUUUUUUUUCAGUACACCCUUUCAGACUUACUUUCCAAAGUUCAGGCAAGUAAAGCUGAGCUUCUUGAUGCAUUAAUGAAAAUGGAGGCUCUAGAAAUUGAUGGUGAGUUUAAAUCACCCAAGUUUAAGAGUGAUGCAUCCAGUAGAUUCCUUUUACCUACAUGACCCUACUAUACUGAACAGCAUACAUAGCCGUCACUAAGUUUUAUCACAAAAGAACAACAUCAUUGAGCAGGGUGACAGAGUUCAAUUCUUUUGAAAGAAUUUAAAACAAAUCUCUUCAUUUUGGUUGCCAUGGCAACAUCACAGGUCACAACAAAACUGCAUACUGGAAAGGGUUGAAUUUUUGCCUCCCCCCUCGUAUUAGUGCCCCCAUUUCUGGUCAGAAAAUGAAAUAAGUACCCAGUCACUUAUUCAAAUCAUUUACUGUAUUAAAUACAAAUUUUGUCCAAAUUAUGUUUGAGGAAAAAUGAACCACAAGUAAUUUAAACCUUGCCUAGUGCUCCAAUUAGAUACAGCUGGCAAAAGAAAGUUAAAAAUGUUAAUGGUUAAGUGAACAGUGAACUGUUCUACAUUAUUGUUUCAUGUUUCAUUUGUUAGGUCACUGGCGCCUUCUAGAUGCUGACUACAAGGAACAUGUGGUGGUAAGGAUUCUUUCUUUACUGGAAGAGAAAGACUGGAGUUAUGAAGCAAUACCAGCAAAAGAAUGUUGUGAUAUUUUGGAGGAACUUGAACCAAGGUACAUGUAUGAGAGAUAACAGUCUAUUUUAUUAUGAAGGAGCAGAGUUAUUGCUCCCUUUCUCCCAAAAACUGUCAGUAAUGACGCAUGACAUGGUCUCUGUCCUAUCCGUUUUUCCUUCCCUAUACUGAUCUUUUCUGCAGUGAAGAAAUCAAAUGGACCAUAGAUGAAAGUGAAAUUACUUCCUCUCUUUCAUUUUUUUUUUCUUUCAGAAUUAUUCUUGAGCAUUGUCUCAAUUGCUAUGGUGAAAUAACAGACAUGGAUUCAGACACAGGUUAAUAAUUUUAUUAUCCCAUAGUUAAGUACUGUUUAAAAAAGGAGCAGGAGUGUAUCAGGUUUAUAAACUCGAGGCAAAGCGGAGAAUUUUUGCACCUGAUAAUAUAUGAUUGUGGGUUUUUUAACAGCUUCAAAACCUCUGAUAUUGAUCAACUAAUUCUUGCACUAAUAUUUAGAUUUGGGGUUAUUUUGGUUUAAAAAAUGGGACUUAAAGUUAAGCCAUGUCUUUAUCAGAUCUAAAGACACUCAUUAAACAUUAGUUUCUUUUGUUUUUGUUUAUGAAUUAUUAGUAAGUUUUGGAAGUUCAAUCAAACAAAUGUGAAUGUUGUUCAAGCCCAUUAGUGAAUGACCAACCAAUUUAUUAUUCCUGACAAACUAGGGAAAAACUAUUUAAGGAGUCUUAAAAUGUAAAAUCUGUGACUUUGUUGACAAUACAAAAGGUCAAGAUUAUGAGGUGAAUGUGACAGGGCAGGUUAACAUUGUGCACAAAAUAUCGGUUCACUGGUUUCCUUUAUGCUGUUUCUUAAUUCUCUUAUUAGGUGAAGGCACUGUUCACUACAGACUCUUAGAAGACAAGAUAUGUAGAUUUUAUGCUGAGUAUCUUUUAAGACAAGCAGGGAGGGUAAGAACUGAUAAUGCUUAUUGACCUUGUUUAAGGUGAUUGGGAGAUUCUACAAGUAUGAAGUGAUGGUGUAUUUAUAACAAUCAUUUAAUAAACCAGUCCUGACUCUCUUUUGUAGUUUAAUUACCAUGAAUUUAUGGAGUCUUGGCAGCAAAGUGUUCCAGAAGGAAUGAGCACAAAAUCUGAACAUCUAUCAGUAAGUAGUCUCCUUUGUUAUGUCCCAUGGUGUGUGUCUAACUUGCAUAGUGUGGGUUAAGACCAAUCGUAGUGCACAGUUGCUGUUCUUUGAGCAGUUGAUUACCCUAAUAAUACAUUUUAGUCAAUUCUUUCUAGACUAAAAUACACUCAUCUGAAACCUCCUCUAAAGUACACCUUCUUUCAGCCCACUAAGGGCCUGUUUAUAUGAGGUGAGCCACAGGCUUUUAGCCAGACAUUGAAAACUGGCCGUCCAGAAGGCAUGUUUUUCCAAAACGUAUAAGACAUUAGGUGAAUUUUCCUUGUGUUUCUUCCAAAAAUGGGCGUCCAUAGGACGGCUGGACACCUUUCUGGCUAAAACCUUGGUGAGCCAGCCUGGUUGGCCGGACUGACCUGUUUCACCAGGAUGGCUCAACUUGUCCUUAAUUUCUCAUAAAUCUGUUAGACCGAUUUAGCAACAGAAUGGGAACGCUAGUUGACAACGGCACAUGCAAAUCAAACAACUGGCUUGACCAACGGCAGAGCGGCAAAUUGGGCACCGGAAGUUGAAUUUAGUCCUUUCCGUGCACUUUCUCAUCGUCAACUGACGUUCCCGUUCUGUUGCUAAAUCAGCCUAUUGUGUUUACAUGAGUAGGCAGGUUAGCCUGCUUGCGGAGAUCCCAGUUGGUAAAGCCCAGGUUUCUGUAUGUUGGCCGGCCUGCCCUCUCAUAUAAACACAACAAAAAUUUUAAGAAUAAACAAGGCAUGAGUCAUUACUUUAAGCCUUACCGGUAAAACAGGCACGUCCAGCUAACUGAGCUGGCUAACAACAUAUAAACAGGCCCUUAGACAUAGUGCCAGUGACAUUCAAAUAGUACAGUUUUUACCUCCCUCAAGUGUAUAAAUUGAUGCUUUUUCUUGCCCCAAAGGUUUUCCACUUAUAGGCGGUCAAAAAUAUAUGCAAAGUCAAAAAUUGCUCUCUUUUACAUUUAGGGUAUAGCUUUGACAGACAUGAAGAGUAUUCCUCCUGUCAUUUGGCACUUCCCUGCAUCAGAACUCCCUGAUGAUCCAGCACUGAGGUGAGUGGGUAGAGACUGCACUCAUGAUAGAACAUAGAGUAUUUUCUCAAGACUGAUAAACUUAAGUUACCAUAAGUCUUAAUUAGUGGCUUUAGCUUCCUUGAGUCUCCUGUAGCUUAGUAAUGGUAGAGCAUCUGUACUUAAAAAAAGGUUUUAAAGGCUUGUUUAUACUUAGCUUGUCCAGCUAGUUUACAGGCACUCUGCUCCAAUACCUUGAAACAAAUAAUUCAAAUACAACAUAAAUGGAUUGAAAACCCCAUUAAAAACCCUAACAGGCAGGAGGCAACCAGUUGGCAAUUUACAAGUGUGGCCAAGGAUUUGAACUUGGGACAACCAAGAACAAAUCCAGUAAGUGGCCUGGGGCCCGUUUCUCAAACGUCCCGAUAAUUAACAGGCCCGGUAAGCUGUCUCUGUUUACAUUAAAGAUCGAGGUUUCAAUAGUUUUGCAUCUAACAUGAUAAAACUGUCAGUUAAUGAAACAAAAUGGAGUAGUUUGCUAGCCAGGACCCGCGCUCUUAUUCUUUAUAUUUUGAUUUGAAUAUUUGAUUUCGGGCCCGUAAAGUUACCAGGACUUUCGAGAAAUGGGCCCCAGAGCAGGACUCAAACCCAGGACUGCCAGAUUGUGAGUCCAGUGUGCUGACCACUCAGCCACACUGCCUCCAUUAAAUCUUGUAACCAGAAGCUCAUAGGUUUGACUCCUAUGAGUGUGAAGGACCCUCCCCCCUCUCCCCCCUUUCAGUUUCAUCAGUUACACAACUAUAAAUAGGUAAAGUUUGAAAAACAUCUUACUUUAGGUUCUGUUUCAUAGGAAUGACCUUCAAUCAUUAAUAUUUUUUUUGUUUUCUUCUAAACAGAUUUAUGAAACUGUUUAAAGUGCAACCCAAAUGGACACUUGAAGAAAUAGAGCCAUAUGUAAGGUUAGAGUCAAACCUCAAGGAAUAUUUUGAAUUUGAAUUAUUUGUAAUUCAUUGUUUUUAUUAAAAUUUAUAAUGAUGCAUUUUGUAGUUGAACUUCUUAUUCCCUUUUAGUCUUGAGAAAUGCUUUCUGUGAAUAGAGUCAAACUUGAUCCAAGUGUGACCACCUCUUGUAAGUGACCCUAGAUCUCCCAUAAGCCAUCAUCAACCCAAAAUGCCUAAACUACCCUAGUCAAAUUACUGCAAAUAUUAUUUAUUAUUAUUGAAACCCCUCUCAUAAAUGACCACCUAUCUGAAGCGACCACAAUCACUUUUCUGUAUGACAGUUGUGGAACUUUUCAUUGAUUUUUAUCUUCCAGUAAGCAACUGCCUGAGGCAUGUAUGAUCUCUACAUUCGCUGUAUAUUAUACUACACUACUUAGUACACAAACAACCUGUAGUUUCAACAUGGAACUACAUAUGUGGUCAAUCAGAAAUUGCAUGCAAUGAAUUCUUUGCCAAAAUAUAGAUGUGUUAGGACUUUUUUGGACGCGAUCCCCUGUGGUUUGAUUCCCGUAAGCAACCACUAAAUCUUUGCAUUUUGGGUGGCCACUUACCAGAGCUUUGACUGUCUUAUUUUUUUUUCUCACUUGAUAUUUUCAGUUCGCAGUACACUGUUCCUAUGACAACAUUAUUUUCCAUCAUUUCUAUUCAGAAAUCUAGUGGCACCUGGGCAGUCACUGAAUGCUCUUCUUAUGAAGUUUGCUCGAUCAUCAAAAGAUGCAACAGGAGUAAAGGUCUAUAACUCCAAGAAACCAACAUAACAAGCUUUCUGCUCAAGUCAAACUCACAAGACUAAACAGCAGAAAAGAGAUCGGUCUUUCCCAAGCCUGAAUGGAUACCUAGCCUCCAAUCCAUAAUCAACACAAGGACAUCAAUUAGUAGUUUGUUGGUGUGUUCACCAAAUGACAAAAACUACAUUCCUUUGAAUGUCACCACACCAUGAACAAAUCAGCUAACCAACAACAGUUUCUGCACCAUGUGAAAAAUUUUACUGAUAUUGGUUAGACACACCGCUGGAUUAAACUCAUAUUCAUUCUAAAUGUCUCCCUCAAACCAAGAAUGCUGCUCCAUGUUACAACAUAUGUCUAACAUACAAUAUUUUUUCAAGACAGAGGAGUUGUAUAGCUCAAGCUGCUGAUGAAAUUAUCAAUGGUAGAUCAGGAUUCUGCCCUUGGUAAAUAAAUAUAUAUGACUAAGACUUCGCUUCCAAAGUGGAAGAUUAUUAAAAUCCAUUUGGAUACAGAUUCAAAUUUAUGUAAUAUGGAAGAAAGUUGUAUUAGCAGCGAGCAGAACAGAUGUUAUUUUUUAUGUGUUUUCACAAGCAAGUGCGAAUUGUGAGGGAGGCAUGAAGCUUAAGUCUUAUGUGAAGGGAUGGGCAAGAAAAAAAAAUUCUUUCUUUAAAAUUAAAAA
This is a messenger RNA of Porites evermanni, 9371 nucleotides long. Lineage: Eukaryota; Metazoa; Cnidaria; Anthozoa; Scleractinia; Poritidae. The record is from the annotation of a GenBank genome assembly.